GCUGUGGCGAAGGUAUGACUUUUUAAGAAGACGUCCCUCUUCUGAGUUAAGCUUUUUAACACCAAAGCUGCAGCCAUGAAAAUUGCAGUGGAAGGGUGCUGCCAUGGAGAACUGGAUAAAAUCUAUGAAACUAUCCAGUUUCUUGAGAAGAAAGAGAACACAAAAGUAGAACUGCUGCUGUGCUGUGGAGAUUUUCAAGCUGUGAGAAAUGAGGGGGACAUGAAAUGUAUGGCUGUACCAGUGAAGUAUCGUCAAAUGCAGACUUUCUACAAAUAUUACUCUGGUGAGAAAAAGGCCCCUAUUCUAACAAUCUUUAUUGGAGGAAACCAUGAGGCAUCAAACUACCUCCAAGAGCUACCUUAUGGAGGCUGGGUUGCACCAAAUAUUUACUACAUGGGCUAUGCAGGGGUGGUAAAAUAUCGUGGAGUAAGAAUUGGAGGAAUAUCUGGAAUAUUUAAGUCACAUGACUAUCGAAAAGGUCACUUUGAGCGACUACCUUACGGCAAGGACACUAUGAGAAGUGCCUACCAUGUGAGGAGCAUCGAGGUCUUCAAGCUGAAGCAGCUAAAAGAGCCCAUGGACAUUUUCCUGUCACACGACUGGCCACGAAGCAUCUAUCACUAUGGAAACAAAAAACAGCUUCUAAAGAAGAAGGAUUUCUUUAGGCAGGAGGUAGAGGACAACACUCUGGGGAGUCCAGCAGCUUCAGAACUUCUGUUACACAUCCAGCCAUCAUACUGGUUUUCUGCUCACCUUCACGUGAAGUUUGCUGCUUUCAUGCAGCAUCAGACUAAUGUAGACGGAGAGAUACCCAAAGCCACAAAGUUUUUAGCAUUGGAUAAAUGCCUGCCACGUCGAGAAUUUUUGCAGAUUGUGGAUGUGGAACAUGAUUCUGCUAAGUCUGAGUGCCUUGAAUAUGACCUGGAAUGGUUAUCUGUACUUAAAGCCACCAAGGAUCUUCUAAACAUAACCCCAAAUACAUGGAACAUGCCAGAGAAUAAUGGUCUCCAUUCCAGGUGGGAUUUUAGCGCCUCUGAGGAAACUAAGAGAGAAGUUGUGAGUGAUCUAGGGCAUGACCUAAAGAUCCCAUGCAAUUUCAGUAUGACGACGGCAUGCUAUGACCCCAACAACCCACAGUAUAAGAGGGUGGCCACCCACAUUGUAAACCCACAAACAACAGAAUUCUGUGCUAGAUUGGGACUUGUUGACCUGAAUGCCAAAAUUUGUCAGAACGAGGAAGAGAACUUUGAUAUUGCAGAGGAUAAUGAAGCAGACAGCAUCGGGUCCGCAGAAGACCCUGGUGAAUACAGCACAGACACUUCCGUUCUCUCAACUUCUGUCAAUCCUGAUGAGAUUACACUGGAAGAUGACGACGAUCAAGAGGAUGAAGGUAUGGAAGACAAGUUAGGUGAACCUUCUCCUGAAUACACCCCUGACCUCUCAAUAAACUUUUCCAAGAUUCGGGUGCUGCCUGAUUCUAUGGCUGUAUCUUCAGAUGAUGCUACAGAUUCCACUAAUGAUGAGCUUGAUCGUUCAGAGAGUAGCCAGACUGAGGGAGAGGGGAAACCGUCCAACAGACCAUUAAAGAGGAUCAGUGAUGAGAAUGGGAGUGGUGGAGUGAAGAUUAAAAGGCGAAAUCAAGCCAUUUACCAGGCUAAAGAUGAUGAAGAUGAGUAAAGGAAGCAAGAUUGAUUUCCUGUUUUCUUGAAAAUUGUUCAUUUAUUAUUCCUCAUUUGCUGACAGCCAUGUGUUUAUAGUAAGCUGAGGAUUAAUUGCUUAUUGGUUUGUGGGGCAAAAGGUGAAUUAUUUACACUUUUGUGCCUGUUUUACAUUUCUUUUUAACAAUGAAUUGCUACAUUUAAAGUGGCAUCACUAUAAUUUCAUGUGGUUUUAUAUUUUAAUUUCUGUUCCCAUGUUAUUUCUUCCCUGUACAGUCCUGUGCAUUAGCAACUUAAGAUGUUUUUAUUUUGUUUUAUUUUAAUUUGCCGUUUCUUAGUGCACAUGCUCUGUAAGUAAAAGGAAAUAAUGUGAAAUAAAGAGGGACUGUUUUAGCAAAUACUAGUUA
Molecule: messenger RNA, 2065 nt
Organism: Xenopus laevis (African clawed frog)
Lineage: Eukaryota; Metazoa; Chordata; Amphibia; Anura; Pipidae
Gene: dbr1.S
Product: debranching RNA lariats 1 S homeolog
Biological process (GO): mRNA splicing, via spliceosome; mRNA processing
Cellular component (GO): nucleus
Molecular function (GO): hydrolase activity; hydrolase activity, acting on ester bonds; RNA lariat debranching enzyme activity
Source: RefSeq, marked provisional